Neurospora crassa OR74A is the source of this 777-nucleotide messenger RNA. RefSeq lists its product as hypothetical. The transcript is spliced from 3 exons. Lineage: Eukaryota; Fungi; Ascomycota; Sordariomycetes; Sordariales; Sordariaceae. The coding region runs from base 1 to 777 and encodes 258 amino acids. The record is from RefSeq and is a predicted model, not a curated record.
AUGGACUUGCCUCCUGUCGACACCAAAGUUGACAUGCCCGCAAGCUCCGCUGAGGUCACUCCCACGCCGGGAGACGAGGAAAGCUCCACCAUUGCUUCUCCGACCACAACCCGUUCCUACUGCCACGCCCUCAGUGUUGAUGAGGUCACUGAACUGGCUAAGCGACUGGAUCUUACUGGUUCUGUCGAUGAGGAUACCGUGAAGAUGGCUGGAACUAGCGAGGGAUUACGAAUGGACGGCAAACAUGCGAUGAAGCCUAUCGAAGUCGACAUUCGCUCAAGCGCACAAGACGGAAGGACUUAUGUGUCAGACGAUAAAUCUGGUGGAAGUCAGCAGGACGGUGUUACUUGCACCAUCUGUAGCAAGUCCGCGACAGAAAGCUCCCCGAAGACAGCAAUUUCAGCCCAAUUUGCCAACUCGUCUACCGAAACCGCCCCCGAGUCACAGAUUGCGGCUGUCGAAAGCACUGCACCCGUGCCCACGAUCUAUCUGCCCCGUCGCCCUAAUAUCUUCCGGAAGCGCGGGAUGAAACGAGCCAGCCGACCUGUCUAUGUGUGGAGUCAGGAAUCCGGUGUACAAAAUUUUGCCAAAGACGCUGAGACGAUUGACGAUGACGAGGGAGAGGGCUUCACCGCGGAAGAUUUGAAGGAGUUCCAGUCAGCGGGAGCGGAAAAUAUGGAGAGGAAGACCGAGCGCUUCUUGCAUAUGGUCAAUCAGUAUUCCUGGCAGCCGCGCCGCGUGGAGGACUUGGGCGAGGCUUUUGCGAUUGAGGAUUAG